AUGGCGAAAAUAGCAAAACGUUUACCUAAGGCAAAGGAGGCUAAACUUCGGAUGGAAAUAUGCAAUAAGGUUUCGGAAGCAGAAUUGGCUCACUUAGUUGAGAUUGAAACAGCCACUCAACCAAAUACAUCAUUAAACCGUCAAACGCUCAAUCCAGUAUUUUAUGAAACUCAAAACCAACCGGUACAUUUACAACCUCAAAAUUUGAGUUUGCAUCAAGAACAGAGUGAAAGUAGUUGGUCUACCUCUUCAUCGACGCAUUCAAACAGCCAGACUUACGUUUAUGACAAACAAAACUACUGUCGUCCCAUCCUCGAUGCCAACUUACGUCUUAAUAACCAACAUCCUUUCACGUAA
Messenger RNA from Macrosiphum euphorbiae (potato aphid), 357 nucleotides. Lineage: Eukaryota; Metazoa; Arthropoda; Insecta; Hemiptera; Aphididae. The record is from the annotation of a GenBank genome assembly.